Messenger RNA from Momordica charantia (bitter melon), 2445 nucleotides. RefSeq names its product high chlorophyll fluorescence phenotype 173 (gene HCF173). NCBI's taxonomy places the organism in Eukaryota, Viridiplantae, Streptophyta, Magnoliopsida, Cucurbitales, Cucurbitaceae. The record is from RefSeq and is a predicted model, not a curated record.
UGAAUCUUGACGGAGAAGAGGGCCUCUACGUGGCGCCCCUCCUGCGAGAAAGCUCAUCAACACCUCAAAAUUCCCUCAUCUUCUUUGUGUGGUUGGGAAAAUUCGAACCCAUAUACAGUUAUUUUCCAGCUUCUACUUUCUCUUCCACGCCAUCUCUAUCAACUACCACUAAUUCUCCCUUUCAUUUUUGUCUGGGCUUCUUCCUUUUUCUAUGGGCGAGAAACCAAAUGGGUUGCUUUCAUUUGCCAAUCCAAAGUCCAAACGAAUCCAUGGCAAUGAAACCGCUCGCUUAAGUCGUUUUUCUGCAUAUCCACAUACUCCACUCUCAAUCCUGAAGAUUACUGAAUCAGUCGGUGAAGUGAACCGUUGCUUCGGAGUUAAGUGGCUAUGGAGGCAACUGGGGCGACGAUAUCUUGCGCCAAUUUGAGCAGUAGCACACAUCAGUGUAAAUGGAGCCAGAGAUUGAGACCCUCUUCGGAGCUAAGUAGAACGGUUUUCUUCCGCAAUUCUUUCCGCAGCGGCAACGGGAGCCACUCCCGAUCGCUGAUUACGAGAGCCGCUGCUAAAAAGAAAACCAGAACGAAGAAAGCUACGGUUGCUGCUGAUGAAGAGAAAGUCGCCGAGAUCGCGGAUUCAAAUCAAGAGUUGCAGCAGCAAGCUCAGCCGCCGCAGCCGAAGAUUACGUUGGACGAUGUGAAUCCGGUGGGGCUGGGGCGGAAGUCCCGCCAACUGUUUGAUGAAGUGUGGAGGAAAUUUUCUGGGCUGGGUCAGAUCUCGAGGACCACCAGGAUGGAUGACAAGGAAACUCUUGAUGCUCUGCUCAUUAGGGAGGGGCCGAUGUGUGAAUUUGCUAUUCCUGGCGCUCAGAAUACUACUGUGCUUGUUGUUGGUGCCACUAGCCGCAUUGGCCGCAUUGUUGUUCGAAAACUUAUGCUGAGAGGCUACAGCGUCAAGGCUCUAGUGAGGAAGGCAGACGAUGAUGUUGUGGAUGUGCUUCCAAGGUCAGUGGAAAUAGUGAUUGGAGAUGUGGGUGAUGCGAAUACCCUUAAGGCUGCUGUGGAAGGCUGCAAUAAAAUCAUCUAUUGUGCAACUGCUCGUUCCACAAUUACUGCAGAUCUCUUCAGGGUUGAUCAUCAAGGAGUUUACAAUCUCACCAAAUCAUUUCAGGACUAUAAUAACAAGCUAGCACAACUACGAGCUGGAAAAAGCAGCAAAAGUAAGCUUCUGCUUGCAAAGUUCAAAUCUGAGGAGUCAUUGAAUGGUUGGGAAGUUCGCCAAGGAACUUACUUCCAGGAUGUUGUUGCUGCUAAGUAUGAUGGAGGCAUGGAUGCGAAGUUUGAAUUUACUGAAACUGGAAAUGCUGUCUUUUCAGGAUAUGUUUUUACGAGGGGAGGAUAUGUUGAAUUGUCAACAAAGCUUUCCCUUCCCUUGGGAUCCACUCUUGACAGAUAUGAGGGGCUCAUUCUCUCUGUCGGUGGGAAUGGAAGGUCUUAUGUGCUAAUUGUUGAAGCUGGUCCUUCAGCUGAUAUGACUCAAAGCAAACUGUAUUUCUCAAGGUUUAGCACAAAAGCUGGAUUUUGUCGGGUCAGAAUACCAUUUUCAUCAUUUCGCCCUGUAAAGCCUGAUGAUCCACCUCUAGAUCCAUUUCUUGUGCAUACAUUGACCAUUCGUUUCGAGCCUAGGAGACAGAGACCUGUUGAAGGAUCUGCUUCAGGGGUAAAUCAAGACUUGAGAAGCUUUAAACUCAUAUUGGAGUACAUAAAAGCCUUGCCUACUGGGCAAGAGACAGACUUCAUCUUGGUUUCAUGUACAGGAUCUGGUGUAGAACCUACCAGAAGGGAGCAGGUUUUGAAGGCAAAAAGGGCUGGGGAAGAUUCAUUGAGAAGAUCAGGCCUCGGGUACACCAUCAUCCGUCCAGGUCCCCUCAAGGAAGAACCCGGUGGCCAACGCGCACUUAUAUUCGACCAGGGAAACAGGAUAACUCAGGCCAUAAGCUGUGCUGAUGUUGCUGACAUCUGUGUAAAAGCGUUGCAUGAUUCUACCGCAAGAAACAAGAGCUUUGAUGUAUGCUACGAAUACGUUGCUGAGCAAGGAAGGGAAUUGUAUGAGCUGGUAGCUCACUUGCCUGACAAAGCCAACAACUACCUGACCCCAGCCUUGUCUGUUCUAGAAAAGAAUACAUGAUCUCAUCACUCCAAAACUUUGUUACUUUCAAAGAGUGCUUCUUUUGGAAGUUGCCACUGAAUACAUAUUUUACUAUCCAGUAUAUAAAAGAUGUACAAAUUCAUUCACUGUUUGCCAACAUGGAGACUACUUUGAUCUCUGAUAUUUCUCUUGGGAAGGAAGGGAUGUAAAGGAAGUUUUAUAACUUUUAACAUGUAUCAAGUUCAUUCAUGAUGUUUUGGAGAAAAUAAUGAUUUUAUUGGAAAGAGAAAGGAAAGGAAA